This is a messenger RNA of Fusarium verticillioides 7600, 2309 nucleotides long. RefSeq lists its product as hypothetical. The coding region runs from base 61 to 1149 and encodes 362 amino acids. Gene Ontology annotation, molecular function: guanyl-nucleotide exchange factor activity. Gene Ontology annotation, cellular component: cytoplasm. The record is from RefSeq and is a predicted model, not a curated record. The transcript has a single exon. NCBI's taxonomy places the organism in Eukaryota, Fungi, Ascomycota, Sordariomycetes, Hypocreales, Nectriaceae.
AGAGGAGGAGCUUUUGAUAACUUGCACUGAUUCAGUUCAUAAUUUCGCUUCUUUUUUAAAAUGGAGGUCGUAUUUGCGUUAGGCUCAAAUGGCUCUGGUCAGUUGGGUAUUGGCCACAAAGAAGACGUUUCAGUGCCGAAGCAGGUCCUCUUCCACCCUGACCCUCCAACCUCCUCCAUUACAAAAGUUGCAGCGGGCGGGAACCAUACGUUGCUUCUUACGAAAACUGGUCAACUUUACUGGAGUGGUGAUCCCACGCCAGGUGCAUGUGGAUUGAACACUGGUCCAGAUGCAGCUGUGUUUCGAGAAAUUCAGCUUACCAAGAAUGGAGAACCUCCAGUUGGCGAUAUUGCCUUGAUCACAGCAACUUGGGAGGCUUCUAUCCUUGUGGCUAAAGAUGCAGAUGGGAAGAAGACUCGAGUUUUCAGUCUCGGGGCGGGUAUGAAAGGCGAACUAGGUCUGGGAGAACUCAUCGUUCGCACACCAUCAGCAACCCAAAUUCGAGAAUUCCCACCUCCGGGAACAGAAGUUGUCGACCUGUCUGCUUGCAUGGGACAUGUCGUUGCAGUUCUCGACAAUGGCGAUGCUUACGGCUGGGGUAAUGCGAGAAAGUCCCAAGCUGGGGAGCCAGGCCAAGUCCUUCAGGCUCCCAGAAAAAUCGAGGGCAUCGACUUCAAGGUCGCGAGAGCUGUCUGUGGCAGAGAAUUCACAUGUCUAUUCGGCGACCCACAAAGUGGAAACAUCAAGGUUCUAGGUUCAGAUAAAUGGAAUAUUCAAUCAGGUGUACCCGAGACAUGUGCUGGGUGGAUGGACGUAGGCGCAAGUUGGGGAAAUAUAUAUGUCCUGGGGAAGGAUGGUUCUCUACAAGCUUGGGGACGAGAUGAUCAUGGACAACUACCUCCACCGAAUCUCCCCGAGCUGAGCAACAUUGCAAUCGGCAGCGAACAUGUUGUUGCUCUCUCUACCGCAGGCGAUGUUCUAUCAUGGGGAUGGGGCGAACAUGGCAACUGUGGACCUCAGGUUGAGAAUAACGAUGUCAAAGGCCGAUGGAAUGUCAUUGCUUCAUCUAAAUUCAUCCCCCCGGGCUCCAAGAUAGGGGAAGUCGGGGCAGGGUGUGCCACCAGUUGGGUAUUCAUUACAGCUGAGUGAAUAUACUCGCCUAGAUGCCACAUCUUUAGUCCUUCAUCCCAUUUUCUUGUCCUUAGUCGGGGAACAGGGCCAGACUUUCGACCUCUGUCAACUUUUGUGUUGGUUCAAUGUAUGUUGAUUCAGCAUCUGUUGGUGGUGGAUGGGAAAUUUCGGGCUGGGGUUCAACGGGAGCAAGAUUCUCCAAGAAACGGCUCGUGUCCAUAUCAGGAGCGUUCUACUGUAGUCAGUACGCGAUCGCAAGAAGGGCUUUUUCAACUUACAGGAUCAAUGCUAUGAUCCCAUCCCAGCUUAGCAUUGUCUUCCGCAAGCUCUUCAUCCUCGUAGUUGAUAGGUUCCCAACCUUCGUCCUCAACGAAUAGACUCUCAGAUCUGUUGGUCGCAGGUGGUGCCGGUCUCUGCGAGGGUCGAAGGUCAAACGCCCCUACGCGCGAGGCGCUGGCUCUAGCAGCGCUCAUCUGUGGUGUUGGAUUAUGCUGAGGCAAGGAUGGGGGGGGAGGCGCGGGCGCUGGCGCUGGUUGUGACUCUGGAGGAGCCAUGCUCGGCCGCCGUGAUGUGGCUUCGAGACGCGGACCGGUAUUCUGAGUUGCAUUCUUGCGUCCUUUCUUAGUCCUCUGGCCAGUGUUGGUCCCGCGCUCGCCAACAGUCAUGACGAGAAAUUCGCAUGACAUGGCAUCGCCAGUAUAGGAAAGCUGGAUGGGUUGUGUAGGAAUUGAGUAUCGGGCUGACACAUCGUUGCCUGUGAUGCCAGCAUGUUGAAUGAUAGCGCGGAAAUCUUUGACGGAUAUCACAAUGUGAAGUUUGUCUUCCACAUCAAUCUCGUCGAAUUCAUCCGCUUCGACAGCGAUUGAGGUUUGGAGUGGCUUCUUCAAGACCGCUAUUCGAUGUCAGCUUAUAGGCAAUCAUGUUGUCAACAGAUACACACCAUCCUCGCUCACAGUCUUCUCACUGAAACAAGUAAAAUUGACAUGAUCUCCAUCAGUGUUGAUAUCGAGGAACUCGAUACCAGGGCCAAAGUGAUCCAUGAGCUGCCGCAAUGUGCGUGAAGAGAUUGUCCAGUGGUGGGGGGCAUCUUGUUUGCUGAACUUGGCGUGGAUUGGGACGGAGGCCUCGAAUGGGAGACGGUGCGUAGAUGUCAGUCCAUUUCGGAAGAUAAGGCGUGC